AUGAAAACCCGAACAGCUCCACCUAACGUCCCACAGAACCGCAUGCCCACUCUGCCCACAUACCCAGGCAUCAGAAACCGCAUGCCCACUCAGCCCACAUACCCAGGCAUCAGAAAUCGCAUGCCCACUCUGCCCAUAUACCCUGGCAUCAGAAACCGCAUGCCCACUCAGCCCACAUACCUAGGCAUCAGAAACCGCAUGCCCACUCAGCCCACAUACCCAGGAAUCAGAAAUAGCAUGCCCACUCUGCCCACAUACCCUGGCAUCAGAAACCGCAUGCCCACUCAGCCCACAUACCUAGGCAUCAGAAACCGCAUGCCCACUCAGCCCACAUACCCAGGCAUCAGAAACCGCAUGCCCACUCAGCCCACAUACCUAGGCAUCAGAAACCGCAUGCCCACUCAGCCCACAUACCCAGGCAUCAGAAACCGCAUGCCCACUCUGCCCACAUACCCUGGCAUCAGAAACCGCAUGCCCACAUGCCCAGGCAUCAGAAACCGCAUGACCACUCUGCCCACAUACCCAGACAUCAGAAAUCGCAUGCCCACUCAGCCCACAUACCCAGACAUCAGAAACCGCAUGCCCACUCUGCCCACAUACCCAGGCAUCACCCUCCCAUUCAGCCCAGUCGUAGGGACAUGA
This is a messenger RNA of Penaeus indicus, 642 nucleotides long. Its product is annotated as adhesive plaque matrix protein-like. The transcript has a single exon. NCBI's taxonomy places the organism in Eukaryota, Metazoa, Arthropoda, Malacostraca, Decapoda, Penaeidae. The coding region runs from base 1 to 642 and encodes 213 amino acids. The record is from RefSeq and is a predicted model, not a curated record.